This is a messenger RNA of Cryptotermes secundus, 1733 nucleotides long. It is a transcript of the gene imd, whose product is annotated as protein immune deficiency. Bases 342 to 1064 code for a protein of 240 amino acids. Gene Ontology annotation, biological process: signal transduction. The record is from RefSeq and is a predicted model, not a curated record. Lineage: Eukaryota; Metazoa; Arthropoda; Insecta; Blattodea; Kalotermitidae. The transcript is spliced from 5 exons. Gene Ontology annotation, molecular function: protein binding.
AGGUUACAAAGGGAAGAUAUGUUGUGAUUGGUACAGGAAGAACUAAUGUCUUUUCCGGUUUAUAAUGCGUUGUCCGAGAAGCAAGUUUAGAGGGUUUUUCUUGGUUAGUUCGUUAUGGCAGUUUCUCGAUAUUAUCGUUUCAACAGAUAAUUACCCAAUAUCGUAACGGUAUUAUAAUUUACCGUAAUUUGACGGGUGAAAGCUGUACCAUUGUUAUAUGUAUAGUGACAUAUUUGGUAAUAAGUUACAAAUUGUUAUUGAGAGUGGUAUCUGUAGUUCAGCUUGAGUUUGGACAUUUGAUUUGGAACAUCGUUCAGCCUCUGUAGUUAUAAGUUGAAAUCAUGUCAAGUGAAAAGAACGAUAUAUACAGCUCUGAAGAUCUGAAGACAGACUCAGUACCGGAUGUUCCAAGGUCAAGGGAUUUAAAUGAUGAAGAAAAUGAUUCAUCGCUUUUGUUACCUCCUAAAGAAGUUGUAGAUGCAGAAAGGGAAUCAAGCCCUGCAAAUAAUGAUAAGGCAUACUUAAGACCCCCAGAAUAUUCAGCUUUUGGUACAAAGACAAAAUCAAGUCCUAGAAGUGUACCAAAGUCACCAAAAAAUAAGAAAGAAAAGAAGAAAUCUUCGGAACCAUCAACUGUUGUGUACAAGAUAUCACAUUCUAAUGGAAUCCACAUAGGACCAGAUCUCAACCUUACAAUUGUACAAAAUUCUCCCAGUGCGAAAGCCCAAUCUGCCCCUAAGGAAAACAGAAUUACAAGAAGUCUGUUAGAAAGCAAGCAACAGGUAACCCGAGAACAUAUAAGAUUGGUUGCACCUCAUGUUGGAGAACACUGGAGAGAGGUUGGAAGAAUGCUUAAUCUCACUGAUGGGAGGCUUGAGCAGAUUGAGCAAGACCGUUAUAAGGAGGGAAUGAGAGAGGUGGUUUAUCAGAUUUUGCUGGAGUGGAUACGAGUGAAUGCAAGUGAUGCAAGACUUGGAGAGCUCACUAAUGCUCUUUGGAAAUCAGCUGAAUACAGUGCUGUGAAGAAACUUGCAGAAUGGGCAAAAGAAUCUUCCCUUUUUUAACCAGUGCAGGACAAUGAGUGCACAGCAAAUCUGGCAGUAUGGAAUAAAUCCAUAGCUUCCUUGAUAUAUCCACUGCAAGUUUUAAUUAUUGAGAGAAGUGGUAGAUAAUGUGCAAGUUAACUUUUUUUAAAAUAGUGUUUUCUUUUUUUGUAUUUUUUCCGUGCUUCAAAUGUGGCUGAUUCUUGGAUUUGCUAACACUGUAUGUAAACUAUUCUCAGAUGCAGCCACCAUCUGUUUUCAUGAAAAAUACAUGAUUGGUUCUGCAUCAUGAAAUUGGAUGAUACAGUGAACAGGGGGGAUUGGGAAGAAUGAAAAGUAGUUUUUCUUAUGAAGCACUGUUCCAGUAUUUGCCCUACUGGAUUCAGUGGGACCAAGCUAACCUUGGUCAUGAUUGAGAUGUAUUUUGUUCUCUUUUUCAUUGGGAGGGAAGAUCUCACAAAACUCUUUAUAAUGGUUUUAAUUGAAAAGUACCUGCAUUGACCAUACUGCAUUUUUCUCUUGUAAAAAUGCAUACAGCAUCUACCAAGGGCACAAACAAGAGAGUUAUUUUUAGAUAUUCAUGCACUGUUUGUGCUUAUACUUUGAUUUCUGUAUGGCCACACCAUAGCUCAAGUGGUUAGUCGCACGCUUCCCACUGUGGCAGCCUGGUUUCGAUCCCAGGUCCGGUCA